AGUGAUGGUAUAUAACCUGCAGCUGUGGCUGGAUGAAGAUUCCAUCAGUAAUUCAAUCAAAGGCAAGUCUUAUCCAAUCACAUCUUUAAAUCAAUCACUGAUCCCAGGCUCUAUAAAAGGGAGCAGCCUUAGGAAGGUACAUCAGAUAAACCCGGUGUGGAAAGCCAGUCACACAUUAGCUCAGUGUUCAGCCUCGGAUUACCCAGUCAAUGAAGAAGGAGCUUGCCAUUUUAAAGAAUCCACCAAUUGUUGAAACCAAUUCCCAGAGACACAAGAGAAGAGACUGAAUCAUCAAAAUUAAGUCUCUCUGAGAAUUGCUGAAAAUGGCUUUAGAUCAAAAAACCUUAUUUCAGUGUGAACCAUCUGAGAAUGAUCUUAGAUCAGGAAAUUCAGAGUUUCAACAAAGCCAAGGACCUGCCGUUCAGACAGAAGAUGGGAUUUCUGAGUUCUCAAGAACUGUGCUCAAUUCAUUGCAAGACAGCAAUAAUUCAUAUGCAAGGCAGGAAUUGCAAAGACUUUAUAGGAUCUUUCAUUCAUGGCUGCAACCAGAAAAGCACAGUAAGGAUGAAAUUAUUUCUCUAUUAGUCCUGGAGCAGUUUAUGAUUGGUGGCUACUGCAAUGACAAGGCCAGUGUGAAAGAAAAAUGGAAAUCAAGUGGCAAAAACUUGGAGAGAUUCAUGGAAGACCUCACUGAUGACAGCAUUAAUCCAUCUGCCUUAGUCCAUGUCCACAUGCAGGGACAGGAAGCUCUGUUUUCUGAGAAUAUGCCCUUAAAAGAUGUCAUUGUUCACCUCACAAAACAAAUGUCUGCCAAAACGCCAAGAGAAGCAAACAUGGAGACACACUUCCAGACUUCCCAAGAUACUUCCUUGGAAACAGGACAAGGAUAUGAAGAUGAACAAGAUGGCAGCAACAGUUCUCUGAAAACUACUCAAGUAAACAAAAAUAUUACUAAUCAAGGCAAUCAAAUAGCUUCCCUAAUCAUUAUCCAGGAAGAGAAUAGUCCUAGGCCUGAAGAGGGAGGUGUUUCUUGUGCAAACCCACAGAACUCAAGAGGAGGAGAGCAAGGCACUGCUAGAUCCCAGGAAGGGUCCAUAAACGGAAUCUCUUUUCAAGGUGUCCCUAUGGAGAUGGGACCAGGGUUUAUCUCACAGCCAGAGCAGUCCUCCCCUGAGUAUGCCCCUACCCACCAAAGCAAUGAGGGAAACUACGCACGUGAGGUACAUCAGGAAGGAGCCCAUGGAGUUCGAAAAUCAUACAAAUGUGAGGAAUGCCCCAAGGUCUUUAGGUAUCUCUCUCACUUACUAGCACACCAGAGAAGACACAGGAAUGAGAGACCAUUUGUUUGUCCUAAGUGUCAAAAAGGCUUCUUCCAGACAUCAGACCUACGCGUGCAUCAGAUAAUUCACACAGGAAAGAAGCCUUUCACAUGCAGCAUGUGUGAAAAGUCCUUCAGCCACAAAACCAACUUGCAGUCUCAUGAGAGAAUCCACACAGGAGAAAAGCCCUAUACAUGUCCCUUUUGUAAGACGAGCUACCGCCAGUCAUCCACGUACCACCGCCAUAUGAGGACUCAUAAGAAAAUUAUCCUGCCAAGUGUUCCCUCCACACCAAAAGCUUCCUAAGCUGCUGGUCGGUUGUAAUGUGUAUAAAUACAUAUGCAAGUAUGUAUAUUUCUGUAGAAUAUAAGAUAUGAUUUCCUGAUUAUGCUUUCAAUUUUUUGUCUUCAUUAAAAUGUAAGGCUAAGCAGAGCAUGGAAUUUAUCAGUUUUGUUCACUAAAGUAUUCCAAGUGGUUGGGAAAGUGGAACACUUCCAAUAACCAAUAAAUUUCUGUUGAAUAAAUUAAUGAAUCC
Molecule: messenger RNA, 1854 nt
Organism: Cebus imitator (Panamanian white-faced capuchin)
Lineage: Eukaryota; Metazoa; Chordata; Mammalia; Primates; Cebidae
Gene: ZSCAN4
Product: zinc finger and SCAN domain containing 4
Exons: 4
Coding region: 324-1625 (433 amino acids)
Biological process (GO): regulation of transcription by RNA polymerase II
Molecular function (GO): RNA polymerase II cis-regulatory region sequence-specific DNA binding; DNA-binding transcription factor activity, RNA polymerase II-specific
Source: RefSeq, a predicted model, not a curated record